Odocoileus virginianus texanus is the source of this 2736-nucleotide messenger RNA. The record is from RefSeq and is a predicted model, not a curated record. Lineage: Eukaryota; Metazoa; Chordata; Mammalia; Artiodactyla; Cervidae.
AUGGUUGUCAUCGUCACCAUCAUUUCGCAGGAAGAUCUCAAGAGUUGCAUGCGUCUAGACGGGACUGCCGCUGCGUUUGGUGGUGUGCUAACCGAGGCCCCCCCUUUAGAACAUGUGCGUGACAUCCUGCUUGAGGACCGGCUCGCAGGGCUGGAGCAGUGUCCCUUCCCCGUGGAGCUCCGGGAAGUACAGACCUUUGUGGGGUCCCAGUGCUUGGAUGAGUCGCUGGCGGCCGGGAGCGUCCAGCGCGCCCGCUGCGCCUCCAGGUGCCUCAGCCUGCAGAUCACGCGCAUCUCCGCCUUCUUCCAGCACUUCCAGAACAAUGGUUCCCUGGUUUGGUGCCAGAAUCACAAGCAAUGUUCAAAGUGCCUGGAGCCCUGCAAGCUGUCCUGGGACCUGCGGAAGCAGCAAUGCCAGAGCUUCUGCGAGUCUCUGUUCCCCAAGAAGAACUACGAGUGCGUGACCAGCUGUGAGUUCCUCCAGUACAUCCUGUCGGUGAAGCAGGGGGACUGCCCCUCCCCGGAGAAGGCCAGCGGGUUUGCCGCCGCCUGCGUGGAGAGCUGCGAGGCGGACGCCGAGUGCUCCGGGGUGAAGAAGUGCUGCCCCAACGGCUGCGGGCACACGUGCCAGCUGCCCAGGACUCUCUACAAAGGUGUCCCCCUGAAGCCCAGGAAGGAGUUGAGGUUCACGGAACUGCAGUCUGGGCAGCUGGAGGUCAAGUGGUCCUCAAAGUUCAACGUUUCCAUUGAACCCGUGAUCUACGUGGUGCAGAGAAGGUGGAAUUAUGGGAUCCAUCCCAGUGAAGACGAUGCCACGCCGUGGCAGACCGUGGCACAGACCACGGACGAGCGGGUGCAGCUGACAGAUGUCCGGCCCAGCAGAUGGUACCAGUUCCGCGUGGCGGCUGUCAAUGUGCACGGGACCCGAGGCUUCACCGCCCCCAGCAAGCACUUCCGCUCCUCCAAAGAUCCGUCCGCACCCCCUGCCCCAGCCAACCUCCGGCUGGCGAACUCCACCGUCCACAGUGACGGAAGCGUGGCCGUGACCAUCGCGUGGGAUGUCCCCGAGGAACCAGACAUCCCGGUGCACCACUACAAAGUCUUCUGGAGCUGGACGGUCAGUGGCAAGUCCCUUGUGCCGACCAAGAAGAAGAGGAGGAAGACCACAGAUGGGUCUCAGAACUCGGUGACCCUGGAGCCGCUGCAGCUGGGCUGCGACUACACUGUGGAGCUGCAAGCCAUCGCGUACUGGGGCCAGACGCGCCUCAAGAGCGCCAAGGUGUCCCUGCGGUUCACGUCUGCGCACGCCGCCCGCAACACUCGCGUGCGACUGUGUCCUGUGAACCAGCACGUGCGCACGUGUGACCUUGGCGUCUUCCUCGCCAUCUUUGUCUAUUUCGCGUGCAGUGUUCUGGUGUCAUGUGGCUUGUGGCACCGUGAGCUCAGUGUGAGGGAGAUAGUAACGCGGAGCUGCCUCCAGAAACAGCGAGAGGAGAGCCACAGAUUCAGGCUUGAGGCUGCCUGUCAGAGGCCGGGGUCACACCGAGAGCCCGAAAACUACAUGAUUCUUCCAGACCUGUCGUUCUCCUGCAAAUACAAGGUGAUCGUGCAAGCCGCACGGCCCCUGGGCCGCUGGAAAGCGGAGAGCGCGUCCUUCACGACCCCGCCAUGCUCCGCGCUCAAGGGGAAGACCCACAAGCACUUCAGCUGCCCCGGCGUGGAGGAGGGUCGCAGUCACGUGCGCCCCAAAGUGCAGGCCAAGCCCGAGAACCUGUCCGCCUCCUUCGCGGUGCACGAUGCCAACAUCACAGGGCACUUCUCCUGGACGGUGAGCAAGGCGGGCCUGCCGCGGCCGGCCACCGGCUUCCAGGUGACCUGGGCUGAGGUCACCACCGAGAGCCGGCCCAACAGCCUCCCGAACAGCAUCAUCUCACAGUCCCAGAUCCUGCCCGCGGAUCACCCAGAGCUCUCGGUCCCGGGUCUGCGGCCCGCCACUCUCUACCGCCUGGAGGUGCAGGUGCUGACCGCGGGCGGGGAGGGGCCCGCCACCAUGAGGACCUUCCGGACGCCCGACGUGCACCGCCCCCAUCUGAAACACCGCCAUCCCCACCACCACAGGCCGCCUGCAGAAAGGUACUGAGAUGCUCUGAGAGCCCGUCUGAACCCUGAGCGAGUGUGGAAGCUGGCACAACCCCCCAAGGACUGGCCGUGCCCGCUGGGAGGCUCCAGGCCCUUCCCGGAGGACCGCCCGCCCCUGCCUAAUAACCGUGGGGCACUCAAUGCUCUGUCUGCCCCGGAAAACGCGCCCCGAAAACCAGGGACGUGCAGUGGGCCUUGUGAAGGCGGAGGGACAGGUUCCUGUGAGAACAGACGACAUGCAGCCCAGCCCUGUUGCGCUUCUAAUUCUUGCCUGACUGUGUGGUGGAGCUCCUCCCAAUACAGGUCUGAGAUGUCCCCGAAUUUGCAUCAACAGAUUCUCCAAAGAAGCAGUUUACACAAUUUACACACGUAAUAGGCCUGCAUGUAAGCAGUUACUCACUGAACACUUGGAAAUUAAAUUAUUGAUUUGAUUUCCUAGAUCCACGGAAGAGUACCCAGAUUUUUACACCCUAAUAUUUAUUCAAAGAUUUCUGAAGAUGAAUUUUUGUUUUUAAUUACCUGUGGGGUUUUUUUUUUCAACUGAAAAAUCUGUAAACCUGAAAUAUUGCCAAUUAAUAUAAACCUAAAAUGCUCCAGC